Molecule: messenger RNA, 1195 nt
Organism: Gallus gallus (chicken)
Lineage: Eukaryota; Metazoa; Chordata; Aves; Galliformes; Phasianidae
Gene: COA7
Product: cytochrome c oxidase assembly factor 7 (putative)
Exons: 4
Coding region: 318-1013 (231 amino acids)
Cellular component (GO): mitochondrial intermembrane space
Molecular function (GO): protein binding
Source: RefSeq, marked validated
GGCCUCUCGCAGCGCCGUACGCGUUUCCUGCGCGCAGCGAUCUGCUCCGGCGCGGUCGGGUUUGCCUGCUGCCCCAGAGCCGGAGAGGAGCUUUGCCAGCAGCUUUCUCACUGAGUAAUUUCAGGCUUCAGAUACAGUAACAGCGAUAAAAACCCCUCCCGGCACACAAGGCACUGUGAAGAGAAUACAUUUGUUGCCUGUUGGCAGCGAUACAAUUACUCUGCCCAGAACUCAUCUGUGCCGCGGAAGGGGCGGCCGCAGAGAGCGGCGCCGGGGGAGGCGGUCCCGGCCCCACCUCCGGGUGGCGGCCCCGCAGCAUGGCCGGGCUGAUCGACUUCGGGGACGAGGAGGAGGUGAGGAGCUAUCUGGAGAACCUGCACGUCGAGUACAGCUACCAGUGCUUCAAGGAGAAGGACCCCGAAGGCUGCCAGCGCCUGGCCGACUACCUGGACGCCGUCAAGAAGGACUUCGAGGCGGCCGCGCGGGUGCUGCGGGACAACUGCGAGCUGCACGGGCACAGCGAGAGCUGCUACAGGCUCGGGGCCUACCAGGCUAUCGGCAAAGGUGGACUCGCCGCAGACUUGAAAGCUGCCUACAAGUCUUUCCUGAAGUCAUGUGAGAAAGGUGGGAAGAAGUCGGUGAAUGCCUGUCACAGCGUUGGACUGCUGGCCCACGAUGGGAGAGUCAAUGAUGAUAAACCGGACCCAGUUGUUGCUAGAGACUAUUACACAAAAGCCUGCGAUGGCAACUUUGCUCCUAGCUGCUUCAACCUCAGUGUAAUAUACCUCCAAGGAGCAGCCGGGGUCCCUAAGGACAUGAACCGGGCUUUGAAGUACUCACUGAAGGGCUGUGAGCUGGGUCACAUAUGGGCUUGUGCCAAUGCCAGUCGAAUGUACAAACUGGGAGAUGGUGUUGAGAAGAAUGAUGACAAGGCAGAGGAUUUGAAAAACAGGGCAAAACAGUUGCACAAAGAACAGAAAGAAGCCUCGAGUUCUUUAACAUUUGGGGAGUAAAACUUGUCAGUCACAGUUAAGACUGCAGCUUUAAGUGGCAAGUGAACUUGCAAUUUAAAUCUCAUGAAAAAUCUCAGUUUUCACUCAGUAAAUAUCUUGGAAGUAUUUGUGUGUGCAACUCCAUGUAUAUUUUUGUGGAUGCAAUAAAUGUGACCAACUCUGUGCCUUUCUACAUUUUUAAA